Messenger RNA from Notothenia coriiceps (black rockcod), 1887 nucleotides. RefSeq names its product trans-1,2-dihydrobenzene-1,2-diol dehydrogenase-like. Lineage: Eukaryota; Metazoa; Chordata; Actinopteri; Perciformes; Nototheniidae. The transcript is spliced from 11 exons. Gene Ontology annotation, biological process: protein O-linked glycosylation via fucose. The record is from RefSeq and is a predicted model, not a curated record. Gene Ontology annotation, molecular function: peptide-O-fucosyltransferase activity; nucleotide binding. The coding region runs from base 158 to 1399 and encodes 413 amino acids.
UCAAUAUUCUUUGCUAUUCCUGUCCGAUAUGGAGGCGCCAUCUACUGGAGAUUGUUGAGGCUCCAGAGGCUGGGCUGAUAUCUCACGAGGGCAGAGGUCACUUAGCGAGGUAUGUAACAGCUAAAUUAUGUUAGCUCAAUUUGCUAGCUAACUUGCCAUGGCUACACGCUGGGGAAUAUGCAGUGCAGGAAAAAUAAGUCAUGACUUCACGGUGGCUUUACGGACCCUGGCUCCCGAAAGCCACAAGGUAGUGGCUGUUGCAGCGAGGGAUGUGAAACAUGCUGAAGAAUUUGCUAAAAAGCACAACAUCCCACGAGUAUAUGGGAGUUAUGAUGAGUUGGCAAAAGAUCCUGACAUUGAUGUGGUGUACAUCGGCACCAUCCAUCCUUACCACCUGGCUACUGGCAAGCUCUUUAUGAAGUCCAAAAAGAAUGUGCUGAUUGAGAAGCCCUUGGCCAUGAAUUUAAGGGAGGUGCAGGAACUCAUCGCUGAAAACGGAGGCCCUUUCAUAGACCAGGUUCUGGUAUUGCAAAACUACGCUGAGGGAUGGACUGAUGGGAAAUGGGAGGAAAAAGUUGAUGAGCGGCCAUGCAUUGACAAGUUGAUGUACUCCAAAGAUAAACAGGGCUACCACAGGGGCUGGUUUUGGGGCUACGAGGAGACGAGAGCUCGAAAUGUAACGUGUAUAUCAGCCCAAGGGCAUGCCUCCAUCAUGUCCCCUGUCCUCCUGAAGAACAUCACGGCGACGUCGGUUAUGCUUGACCGAGCAGAGACACUCCUCCAUGAUCACUAUGCUGGAAAGGAUUACUGGGAUACCCGCCGCAGCAUGGUUUUUGCCAAGCACCUGAGACUCAUAGGAGAUGACUUCAGAGCAAAGUACCUGAACUCCUCAGAUGACAGAGACUUUACUAUUUACAGUGAGGACUGGACUCGCAUGAAAGCCAAGUUGGGCUCGGCUAAAGGGGGUCCAUAUCUGGGGGUCCACCUGCGCAGGAAGGACUUUAUCUGGGGUCAUCGGGAGGAUGUACCCAGCCUUAAAGGAGCAGUGAAAAAAAUACGCAGCUUGAUGAAGAAGCACAAACUUGAAAAAGUGUUUGUUGCAACAGAUGCCGAUGAGGAAGAGUCGAAGGAGCUGAGAAGGUUGUUGCCAGACAUGGUGCGGUUUGAGCCGUCCAACGAGGACCUGGAGCUCUUCAAAGAUGGGGGGGUGGCCAUCAUCGACCAGUGGAUAUGUGCCCAUGCAAGAUAUUUCAUUGGAACUUCAGUGUCCACCUUCUCUUUCCGGAUCCAUGAAGAGAGGGAGAUUUUGGGUUUUGACCCCAAAGCGACAUACAAUCGUUUCUGCGGGGACAAUGAGAAGGAAUGUGAACAACCCACACACUGGAAAAUUGUUUAUUGAUGCAACCACUCACUUUCCUGACACACACAAGUGCCAACAGCAGUGUUAAAAGGGACAAUUAUUUGUAUGGAAUUUUAAAAUAUAUUUUUACUGUUUAAUGGGGUAUUAUCUUUUGUUUACUUUUUAUGGUUUCAGAAUUGUGCAAUCAGGUCUGAUGUGACCACUGUGACUGAACCUUAUACAAUGCCAAGACUUGGCUGCCAAACAUGUAUAACUGUAAUCUGAAAAUCUGCAAACAUUUAUUUUGGUUUUAUGUGGAAUAUUUAUCUUUUAUUGACAGCUUCAUUUUUUAAACAUAAUUCCUCAUAUUUAUUACCAGCACCACUGGUGAGAAAAAGUGACUUAUAAAGACUGCAGAAGAGUGUUGUUUGAAGUGUUGUGGUGCAGUAUUAUCAGUUUACUUUGUGAGAUUCAAAGAUGUUGAGUAUCUAUACGUUAUUUAAAUAUACAAUUACAUUUUUCAAAAAUAACCCCACAAAAUGGUGAAU